Anopheles stephensi (Asian malaria mosquito) is the source of this 1614-nucleotide messenger RNA. RefSeq names its product pyruvate dehydrogenase E1 component subunit alpha, mitochondrial-like. Gene Ontology annotation, molecular function: pyruvate dehydrogenase (acetyl-transferring) activity. Gene Ontology annotation, cellular component: intracellular membrane-bounded organelle. Gene Ontology annotation, biological process: pyruvate decarboxylation to acetyl-CoA. The transcript is spliced from 6 exons. The coding region runs from base 324 to 1517 and encodes 397 amino acids. The record is from RefSeq and is a predicted model, not a curated record. Lineage: Eukaryota; Metazoa; Arthropoda; Insecta; Diptera; Culicidae.
AAACACAUUGGAGCGUAAGCGUGGUGCGGUUUUAAUUCAGCUGCACCAACACCACCACCACCACCACUACACAGUUGCAUCUAAUGCAACGGAUGCACCGAUUCAGCCGACCGCGCGAAUACACACUAUUUUUGCAUCCCAAAACUAACCACAUCAUUUGAGUGUGUGCACGUACGAAUGUACGAAUACGUGUAUGUGUUUGCGUGUGUAUGUGGCAGCUGCAGUCCGGUGCAGUAUGCUAUGACCGAAACGCUCUAUCGUUUCAGUAGUGUUGAAACGGUUGCACUGAUCCGAUCGCUCAUAGCAAAUAUCGCCAUCGCAGGAUGAUCAAAACAGGAAUGGGAUCACUAGUGCCGCGACUUCUCCGGCAGCAGACUGCAGCAGCCCAAAGCACGGUAGUGUCGGUGAAAAAUUAUGCAACCGAGGCAACGUUCGAGACAAAGCCCUUCAAGCUGCACAAUCUUAAGGAAGGGCCAGCUACCUCCUGCAAGGUGACCAGGGAUGAAGCCAUCAAGUAUUACCGCCAGAUGCAAACGAUCCGCCGGUUGGAAACGUCGGCCGGUAACCUCUACAAGGAGAAGCUGGUGCGUGGCUUCUGCCAUCUUUACUCCGGCCAGGAGGCAUGUGCCGUCGGUAUGAAGGGUGCGAUGCGACCCCAGGACAACAUCAUUUCCGCGUACCGAGUGCACGGUUGGACGUACCUGAUGGGGGUAUCGCCGAAGGGUGUGCUGUCGGAGCUGACCGGCAAGCAGGGUGGCUGUGCCCGCGGCAAGGGUGGUUCGAUGCACAUGUACGCACCGAAUUUCUACGGUGGCAACGGAAUCGUUGGCGCACAGGUCCCGCUCGGUGCCGGUGUUGCCUUGGCCUGCAAGUACAAGGGCAAUGAAGGCGUUUGUCUGGCGCUGUACGGUGAUGGUGCCGCUAACCAGGGCCAAAUCUUCGAGGCCUACAAUAUGGCCCACCUGUGGAAACUGCCGUGCAUAUUUGUGUGCGAAAACAAUGGUUAUGGAAUGGGAACCAGCGCCGAGCGCGGUUCUUGCAACGUGAAUUAUUACCAACGUGGAGACGUCCUUCCGGGAAUUUGGGUGGAUGGUAUGGAUGUCGUUGCGGUACGUCUUGCCACAGAAUUUGCCAUCAAUCACGUGCUAAACAUUGGCCCGGUUGUGAUGGAGGUGUAUACUUACCGCUACUCGGGACACUCCAUGUCCGAUCCGGGCACGAGCUACCGUGCGCGUGAAGAAGUACAGGAAGUGCGUCAAACGCGCGAUCCCAUCUCCUCGUUUAAGGAUAAGAUGCUCGCCGCAGGGCUAGCGGCAGCCGAUGAACUCAAGGCCAUGGACAACGAGAUUAAGAAGGAAGUGGACGAAGCAACGAAACAAGCGAAAGCAGACUCCGAAAUUGGUCUGCCCGAACUUACGACCGAUGUUUACUCAAACAAUCUGGAGGGCGACAUCCGUGGCUGCCUUCCCAGCUCGUGGCUUAAGCACUCUACUCUAAAGCGCGCCGUAAACCUGUAACGCGCCCAAUUCGGCGGACCCCACUUCAAGUGACCUUUAACGUGGAAAAACUACCAAAUACAAUAUAGUCUUACGGUCUACAUUCACUUUUCAUCUA